AUAUACACUAAGUCCUCCUCUUGUUCUUCUUGUUGUUCAAUUCUUCUAGCUAGCAUUCGGUAUACGAAUUCACUGUUCCAUUCAAAUGGCAUCAAGCUCGAUGAGCCGUGGAGCAGGCAGCACUUGGACUGCCCAAGAAAACAAAGCCUUUGAGAGGGCUCUAGCCAUUUUCGACAAGGACACCCCGGACCGAUGGGCCAAUGUGGCCAGGGCCGUGGGAGGUCGAACCCCAGAGGAGGUGAAAAGGCAUUAUGAAAUCCUUGUGGAGGAUAUCAAAUACAUUGAGAGUGGUAAAGUGCCAUUCCCCUACAGGACCACUGGUUGAACACAAAGGAUGGAGAAAUAAUAUGAAGACAGGAAAUAAAGAGAUGAUGAAUUCUCCUUACCAUGAAGAUUAUAUAUUCAUAUAUAUAAUACAGCAGUAAUUAAUUCUGGAAUCAUAGUAUAUAGUGAUUCUUAUUUUCCUGAUAUUGGACAAAAGUUGUCCAUAUCUAUAAAUUUAUGAAUAGUUAAUUUUCUCAUUACAAUUAAUCCAUAUCAUGUACUGAUAAUUCUUGGGAGGAAAGCAGCUCAUCCAUUCCUUCCAAUCUCUAUUCUCUUCUUCAUAUUAAUAUGAA
Messenger RNA from Sesamum indicum (sesame), 617 nucleotides. Its product is annotated as transcription factor RADIALIS. Gene Ontology annotation, molecular function: DNA-binding transcription factor activity. The record is from RefSeq and is a predicted model, not a curated record. Lineage: Eukaryota; Viridiplantae; Streptophyta; Magnoliopsida; Lamiales; Pedaliaceae.